This is a messenger RNA of Phlebotomus papatasi, 1241 nucleotides long. RefSeq names its product tRNA (adenine(58)-N(1))-methyltransferase catalytic subunit TRMT61A (gene Trmt61). Bases 139 to 1077 code for a protein of 312 amino acids. NCBI's taxonomy places the organism in Eukaryota, Metazoa, Arthropoda, Insecta, Diptera, Psychodidae. The transcript has 5 exons. Gene Ontology annotation, cellular component: nucleus; tRNA (m1A) methyltransferase complex. Gene Ontology annotation, biological process: tRNA methylation. The record is from RefSeq and is a predicted model, not a curated record.
GCCACGGAAAAAAACGUCAUACAAAUGUGAGGUUAUGAUUCUUGUUGACCACGCGAUUGCCGGGGGAGUUGUUUUUAUAAUUUUCUUUGGUAUUUUCCGCAAGUUUUCCUAUUUUUAUCGUGCUAAGUUGUUGGUAAAAUGAGUUUCGCAAGUCCAAAGAGUGUGGUUGAGGAGAAUGACACGGUGAUAUUGUAUUUAUCGAUCAAUAAUAUGCAUGCAAUACAAGUUACUCCCAAAUUGACAAACAAGGAUGGAAAGCUGGUAGACAAUGUUUUCCAGACCCAAUUUGGGGCACUCAGAGUAAUCAAUCUCGUAGGAGCACAAUAUGGAUCGAAGGUGAAAUUAACAAAGGGAUGGGCAUAUGUUUUGCAACCAAACCCGGAACUGUGGACUCUUACAUUGCCACACAGAACACAAAUCAUCUACACACCCGACAUCAGUAUGAUCCUUUACCAGCUAGAAAUUAAGCCAGGAAGUGUUGUAAUAGAAUCAGGCACAGGGAGCGGCUCGCUCUCUCACUAUCUCAUUCGUGCCGUCAAGAGCACCGGACACUUGCACACCUUCGACUUCCAUGAGGUGCGAUCGCAAAUGGCACGGGAGGAAUUUCAGCAGCAUGGAAUUGGUGAUUUUGUGACAGUUUACCACAGAGAUGUAUGCGCUAAUGGAUUCACGGAAGCACUCAAUGGGGCCGUCGAUGCUGUCUUCUUGGAUCUUCCAGCGCCAUGGCUUGCUGUUCCACACGCUGUCACUGCCUUCAAGUCCUCAGGUGGCAGAUUUUGCUCGUUCUCACCAUGCAUUGAGCAAUCACAGCGUUGCUGUGAGGCACUCGACACGCAUAAAUUUGUUGAAAUACAAACUAUGGAGAUCAUACAUAUGGAGAGUAUUGUGAAGCCAAAGUAUAUUCCAACACUGGACUUGGACUUUGUUAAACAUAAGAAGACCGAAAGUCAGAAUGGCGAGAAGCCAACGGGAAGUUCACUGGAAAUGAGGAAAAUUGUAACUGCUACCCAUCCACACAAUCUUCCAGGUCACACCGGAUAUCUCACGUUUGCGACUUUUCCACCGAAACGUUCGUGAUAACGACAUAAGCCAGAUGAUCUCAACUUCCACGAAAUAUAUUUAUCAUCUUUUUACAUCAUGAGCAGACAUUUAUUUUUUUUUUUUAAUUAAUUAAGAACAAGAAACUUUAUUGUCCACUAUUGGGAUAGAAAUAAAUCUGUGAGUUCAUGGAAUGACGAUAA